This is a messenger RNA of Lepus europaeus (European hare), 1027 nucleotides long. It is a transcript of the gene NIFK, whose product is annotated as nucleolar protein interacting with the FHA domain of MKI67. Gene Ontology annotation, biological process: maturation of LSU-rRNA from tricistronic rRNA transcript (SSU-rRNA, 5.8S rRNA, LSU-rRNA). NCBI's taxonomy places the organism in Eukaryota, Metazoa, Chordata, Mammalia, Lagomorpha, Leporidae. Gene Ontology annotation, molecular function: RNA binding. The transcript has 7 exons. Bases 60 to 977 code for a protein of 305 amino acids. The record is from RefSeq and is a predicted model, not a curated record. Gene Ontology annotation, cellular component: nucleolus.
CGCACGGAAGGCUCGGCAUUUCCGGGAGCGCCGCGUGGGUCGGCCUGCGCAACUCCGGCAUGGCGGACUUCUCCAGACCCGCGGGCCCCAUUCUGUCUCUCAACCCGGAGAAAGACGCACAGUUUCGGAAGGAGGUGGAGCAAGUCCGCAAGCGCGUCACCCAGAAAAAAAAGCAAGAAACCCUUACUCCUGGAGUAAUCUAUGUGGGCCACCUACCUCCAACACUUUAUGAAACCCAGAUUCAAGAGUAUUUCUCCCAGUUUGGCACUGUUACAAGAUUCCGACUGUCCAGAAGCAAAAGGACUGGAAAUAGCAGAGGCUAUGCCUUUGUGGAGUUUGAGUCUGAGGAUGUUGCCAAGAUAGUUGCUGAUACAAUGAACAACUACCUUUUUGGUGAAAGGCUCUUGGUGUGUCAUUUUAUGCCACCUGAAAAAGUACAUGAGGAACUUUUUAAAGCAUGGAAUGUUCCAUUUCAUCAGCCAUCACAUCCAGCAGUGAAACGGUAUAAUCGGAAUCGGACACUUCUACAAAAGCUACGGAUGGAGGAGCGAUUUAAAAAGAAAGAAAAACUACUCAGAAAGAAAUUAGCUAAAAAAGGAAUUGAUUAUGAUUUUCCCUCAUUGAUUUUACAGAAAGGGAAAAAUGUUGGAAGCACUGAUCUUCAGAACUCUACAAAUGGCCAGGUGGUAAAUGUACCUUCAAAGAAGAAGAAAACUGGCAUACCCAAGAAGAAGAAAAAAAAGACUUCAGGUAUUGCUAACACUCCUGAGAAGUCUGUGGAUAGCCAGGGCCCCACACCAGUUUGUACACCAUCAUAUUUGGAGAGACGAAAAUCUGAAGCAGCUGAAAUGAAAGAUGACGAGAAAGAUAAUGAAAUAGUUUUCAGACAGCCUGUAUCUGAUGUAAAAGAAGAAACACAAGAGACUCAAACAACUGCACGUUCAGGGAAGAAAAGACGAAGAAAAAGCAAUCUAUGAUCCUGAGUGUAUUUUGUAUAAUAUAUCUUCUGGAAAAUGUGAUGAUUUUA